Aplysia californica (California sea hare) is the source of this 1182-nucleotide messenger RNA. Its product is annotated as RING finger protein 141. Gene Ontology annotation, biological process: protein autoubiquitination. NCBI's taxonomy places the organism in Eukaryota, Metazoa, Mollusca, Gastropoda, Aplysiida, Aplysiidae. Gene Ontology annotation, molecular function: ubiquitin-protein transferase activity. The record is from RefSeq and is a predicted model, not a curated record. The transcript has 6 exons. Bases 116 to 862 code for a protein of 248 amino acids.
CUUCCGGUGUUUACAUUUCUCACUUUCACAGUUCUCAGAACGGAGAAACUUAUUUUGGAACACGGGCAACAGCAAUGAGCCGCACUACGCAAUCAUCAUAGUGGUGGAAUGUAAAAUGGGUCAAGCUACGAGUUCAGUGUCUACAGCUGAUGGGGAUCUCAGACAGCUACAGGGCCAGUUUGCUGCAAACUUCAACAUCGUCAAGAGUCUAGCCACGGUGUCGCAUGCCGAGGUUGUGGACUGUAUAGAGGAGCUCAAUACUGUAACGCGCAGUUUCACAGACAGGGCUGGCAAGCAGCUUCGCUUUCUCAUUAAAAGAGGGACCGACACCACAUUCCUUUGGAAGGGAACUAUAAGAAUACGAUGUUUAAAGAUCAACACCAGCACCAGUGUCAUCGAGUCCUCGAGGCUGCUGACACUCCGCCAGUUUGUGGUGACCUACAAGGAGAUCAUCGAGCAAGUGGCCAUGCUGUCCCGAGCUCCCGCUGACCCCUCGGCACAGGAAGACAGCGCGCCCGGCACUUCGGCCCGAGAGGAGCUGACUGCAUCAGCCUUCUUCCCAGAAUCUAAGAAGCAGGCUCACACAGAGGUGGAGGAGGACCCGGUGAACGAAUGCUGCGUGUGCAUGGACAGAAAGGCUUGCGUCAUGCUCUCCUGCUGUCACGAGUUCUGCGAGAUUUGCAUCGACAACUGGACACGAGAUGAACGUCACAGCAACUGCCCGCUGUGCCGGACAAAAGUGGCUGGCCACGACGACACCUGGAUCCUGACGGACAAAACGGACACCAGCGACUACGAGGGAGAGCUCAAGGGCUACCUGGUGGGGCUGGCCGACCGCUCCCGGGGCUCCACCCACUCGUGAUGAACACAGCACAACAAAACAAAAUGACGCGCGUUUGUGAAGAAAAUAACGCGUUUAGUUUGUGGACAAAAUGAUGCGUUUAGUUUCUGAAACAAAAUGACACAUUUGGUUUGUGAACUGAAUAACGUGUUUAUUUUGUGAACAAAACAACAUGUUUAGUUUGUGUGAACUAAAUUACGCGUUUAGUUUGUGAACAGAAUGAUGCGUUUAGUUUGUGAACAAAAUUACGCGUUUAGUUUGUGAACAGAAUGACGCGUUUGGUUCGUGAACAGAAUGAUGCAUUUAGUUUGUAUGAACAAAAUUACGUGUUAAGUUUGUGA